AUGUACACCGCGAUUAACACGGUGCUCGUUGCGCCGUGUAUUGUCGGUAAAUCGAACAUGUUCCGUCGGUCCCAUCUCGAUUACCUCACCAGCUCGUCGGCUCCCGGUCCCCAGGCUCGCAAUCCCGGCAUCGAUUUCUUCUCCGAUAAUAUCUGCGAGGACCAUCUGAUCGGUGAUCUGCUGUGGAGGAAGCAAGUACGGGAGGAAAAAGAGCUUCAUGAGCGUUGGGGCAAGCAUGCCAUGGUUUUUGGUGAUUUGGCUAUCCAGCCCGUUGCCAAUAUGAGUGUGCCGGCAUACAUCGCCCGCCGUGUGCGCUGGCUGCGGGUUCGUAAAUUCACUGUCCUUCUUGCUACACUUGUCGAACCGGGCACCGAGUCAUUCCUAUGUACAAUCUAUGGCGCCUGGGGCAUCACCACUGCCUUGGCGCCGUACCUUGAGCGAAAAGGCGUGCAAUUUGCCGCCAAUCUCCAGAGUUGGGGCGCAUUCUUUAUUCUGUUCGCCGCUGGCAUUAUCCUCUGGAUCCUGGUCGACUGGACCCUGUACAUCAAGCUGCAUUCUGCGAAAUGCAUUGAGUUGGAUGAAGAUACUCCUGCUUUUGCUCGUUCUCAACGUUUCCGAGCAUCGCAAACUACUCGUCGUCCCUUCCUGCAGUGGUUUGCCGCUUGGCUCGGCCGUGAAUUGCUAGCCUUGCCCAUUUGGACCUUGGCUGUCUAUGGCGGUGUGACAGUUGUCUGGCGAGAGCGGCGCUUCAAGGUCGGCUUUGAUGCGAGAGUUCGCGAGAUCGACCCCCCUACCCCGAUGCCUGUGGAAAGCUCUUCCACUAGCACCGUGGCAGGCAAGGUCCGGAGCGAUUGA
This is a messenger RNA of Penicillium paradoxum, 855 nucleotides long. RefSeq lists its product as uncharacterized. The coding region runs from base 1 to 855 and encodes 284 amino acids. The transcript has a single exon. Lineage: Eukaryota; Fungi; Ascomycota; Eurotiomycetes; Eurotiales; Aspergillaceae. The record is from RefSeq and is a predicted model, not a curated record. Gene Ontology annotation, molecular function: ceramide glucosyltransferase activity. Gene Ontology annotation, cellular component: membrane. Gene Ontology annotation, biological process: glucosylceramide biosynthetic process.